Phytomonas sp. Hart1 is the source of this 885-nucleotide messenger RNA. NCBI's taxonomy places the organism in Eukaryota, Euglenozoa, Kinetoplastea, Trypanosomatida, Trypanosomatidae. The record is from the annotation of a GenBank genome assembly.
AUGUUAUUUUCCAAAAACACUUCCAGCGGCAUGGGAUGGAGCACCCCCGCGACCAUCCCCCCGAAGGUUCUUUUCAAAGACUUCAACAAGUCUACGAAGGACCUUUUAACCAAAAACUUCUCCGCGCCUGGGUCGUGGAAGGUGGAAUCCAAGUUCAAAGGCGUGAAGGACGCGCUGUUUGUCAACCCCCAGGCGACCUCCGAUGGCGCCAUCUCCGUUGAUGCCGAGUACGCCCUCUCAAAGCACCCCGUCUCCGCGAAGUUGAACCUCUCGCCGCACUUCCAGGACAACGCGAAGCUCACGCUGAGCUGGGCCGACAAGGGCCACAAGCUCGAGUCCGUCCUGCACAAGAAGAAGGGGAACGUCGUGGACUACGAGAUCACCCACGAGGCCAGUGGGGCCGUUAAGUUUCUGACCACGCACGAAAAGAUCACGCAGAAGGCGGUAGAGGUCGGGGUAGGGGUCGAGGUCGUACCGAACUGCUUCCUGGGCGCGGGCUCCGUCUACAAAUUGAAGGAAAGAAACUAUGAGUGGAGCGCGGGCUGCCGCUGGGCCGAUAAGGGCUACGAGGUCGCCUUGUUCACAAAGCAUAAUAAAGUCCACACCGCCAACGUGGUCUUACCCAUCAACUUUAACUUUGGUGAUAGGAGGAUGUGGACUCAGAUCGCUGCGGAGACGAGCUACAAUACCUCAAAGAAGGUGCUCAACUACACGGUCGGUGUUUCUGCCGACUGCCCAGUCUUCAAUAUGAACUUCAUGAAGGCGAAGUUUGAUCAGAACCUCAAGUGGGUCAUUGCGUACGUUAUGCGUACAGAAAAUAACUGGGAGGUGUCGGUUUCUAUCGAUAAGGAUCUACGUUGCGGUGUGUUGCUUUCACAUAGCUAA